AGACUGCUAGAGGAAGAAAGGAACCACCUUAGCCUCGCACUUUACCCUCCAUUGGUUGCUUGUCACUGCUGCAGCACGGCGAACACCACGGCAAGAGGACACCACUGGUUUUGAACAGCAAUCUACAGACCGGGCAGGGCAAGGCAGGGCAAAGCAACGAAAAAAAAAAACCGCAAAGAUGAUGCAGGCCUCGUACGCAAACCAGCCCAGCGACGCCAGUGGGAUGCCGCCGCAGCAUGAAUCGCCGAGGUCGAUGCUGCAAAGGAAUCCGAACGCGAACACAGAUGCRAGUUCGGGAGGACACGACGCCGGUGACUACGACUACCCGUUUCCGCCACAAUCCUCGUCGUCGUCUUCGUCUGCUUCGUACCUGGGUUCCCUCUGCCGRCGGUGCUGCACCUUUCAGAACUUUUGCUACAUCGUGCAGGUCGUAAAUUGCGGGCUCGUCUGUGCCCUGAUCUACCUUGCGAUCCUCGAGUAUCCGAAAAUAGAAGAACUGGAGGCGCAGGUCGAGCGAGACAAGAAGGAAAUCGCUGCCCUCUCGGAGGAAGUUCGAGAAAAACAGGAGGGCCAGAUCCAGGACCUCCACAAGGCGGUCCAGAAGGAGCAACAGUUUAAUUUCUUGUCCCURGCGGGCUUCUUCACGCUYCUGACCUGCCUGAUUUCCAUGUUUCACAUGACGACGCACGUGCACAAGAUGAACCAGCCGAAGAUCCAGCGAAAAAUCAUCGCCAUACUCUGGAUGUCGCCCAUCUACAGCGUGACGAGCUUCKUGACGCUCAUCUUUCCGUCCGUGGAGGGAUGGAUGGCGAUCCUCAAGGACUUUUACGAGUCCUAUUGCAUCUUCGUCUUUCUGUCCUUUCUGAUCGCAGUCCUGGGAGAGGGAUCCCGGGAGCGGGCCGUCGGCGUCCUGGCGAAGCACGCGGACCACCUGGGCCGGCCCACCCGUUGCCUUGCGUGUUUUUACGAGCCCCCGCCCGAUACCAGCGASCACGCCAAAGCGUAAGUGCUCCUGGCGCGGAAUUUUUGUUUUGCCGUAGAAGUGUAUGCAUCUUCUGGACUCUGACCAAACCUUACUUUUUUGUCCCSAYACAUUUGCUUGUUGGACUACUUUGCUUUSGGUUUGGUCAACUUCGUCCKCUUCUCCCCUUAGAAACGCCGUGAUGACGCAGUGCCAGAUCUAUUGUUUACAAUUUACGUUGGUAAGACCCCUUACAUCAAUAUAUUCUGUUUUUGUCUUGCACCGGAAAAAGAAAGAGGGCGAAGAAAAAUACGAGGAGUACAGUGCCGACGGCGAGUUCGGCGAUGAACCGUACGGGGAUGGUAAUUAUGAUAAUGAAAACUUCGAUGGCAGCGGUAAAAGCAGCAGUGUGAACAACAGCAUYAGCCACAAUGCCACGGACCAAUUCUCUCCUGCGGAUGGUACUGGAASMGAAGACGCACCGACACCUGUGUUCUCUUCGUCGCUGGACGAUCCCACGGUCUCUGCCAGUGCAAGCGAAACUGCAGCCGCGGAUGAAUCGACACGGGAAGAAGGUCCCGGCGGUCGCAUGCGAAGGACCUUAAGAAAAACUCACCACAAAAGAGAACAAGACUAUGAGCGGUGGCACGACGYUCCAUUUGGUGCUGGGAAGAGAGGGCUGAAUUCGCUGCUUGGAGACCCAGGAGCUGCCAACAAGCGAAAUUCAACCAUUAACGGCAGGGUGAAUCCGGYCGAGAACACCAUCGAGAAUAACGACGACGACAGAGCUCCGACAAUGGAGUUUCCAUUUCCGUCCGUUUCUCCCAUCGAAGGAGGAAUGGACGUUCCAUUCCCCACCUUUGCAACCGGAGAUGGCUACCCACCCGUGUCGGCUCCGACAGAGACCCCCCUCACGRACUAUGGCACCUUUGAACCCACCGGAUUCGCUUCGUUGCUAGCCGAUCCCGGAUCCGURAACYACACCGCCCCCUCUGGCAUGUACGAUUYCAAAAACACCAGCGGCGGCAUCGGCCACGAGGUUGCGAACGUGAGUGGCGUCACCAAUAUCUCUUUGYCCCUUGUUCCAACCAUGGCACCCUCGAACGCAAACGAAACAACGUUCGACUCUACAGAGCUCGUCCACCAAACGAAAAACUACCUCAAGAGUCCUAGCUUUGCGGUUGCGAUGGUGGUCAAUGUGUCCAUAUUUUUUGCCUUUAGCGGUCUUCUGAAACUCUACCACGCCGUCCAAAAAGAUCUCGAGUGGUGCCGGCCCUUUCCAAAGUUCUUGACCAUAAAGGCGGUGGUCUUUUUGACCUUUUGGCAGGGCCUGGUAAUCACGCUGUGGUUGGUUCUGACCGCAUCCCCGGAGGAAAAGGAGGAGGCACUGCUGGAAGCCCGCAAGUACCAAAAUCUCUUGAUUUGCGUCGAAAUGCUGCUGGUCGCCAUCUGCCAAUGGGUGAGUCGCUGGCAAGUGAAUGGAUAUGUUUGUUGCUACAUAUAGGCUUUAGAUUGCAUUCCAUAUACUGCUGCACUCGGUUGCUUAAGUUCCGGUAUCGAGAGCAAAGACAAUUGAUUUAUUCGUUGUCGCUKUGGCUUCCUUGCUUUGAAGACUAUAUUUUCCUCCCGGAUGGAUUCUUCACUCAUUGUUUUUGUUUCUUCUUGGUCCCUAUGUCAAACAACUACACUCGGAUACCUUUUUGCAGUGUGUUUUUCCCGCAAUAGGUAAGUUGCUUGUUGUUGUUUUCGAUGGAUUACCGGGACACGUCGGUAUUGAUGCCUGCAUACACAUGUUGAAUGUUUCUCAUCUGCUUCUUCGUGAAAUUAUUUCUGUCUCUGCUUUCUUUUCUUUGCGUUCGUCAUUGGGUUUUGUGUACAACCAUUUGGCUUUGUCUCCGUUCAAACCAGAAUGGGAGCCGGGCUACGAACCCCGCCAGGUCCACACGCCGGGACUCGGGAUCAAAGAUUUUGUGUCGGACGUUGGCCAAAUCGUAAACAAUCGCAGCAAACGGACCCGGAUAAAGCUUGGAAAGAGAAGGAGUCGUCGCAAGAAAUACGAAGGCCUAGAUGUCCAGGGAGACAACGUAUACAGCAAUGGGGUCGAUAMCUUUCGCGACGAUGCCAUCGGCAGCAGCAGCUUUGAGAGCGACAGCGAYGACGAGGUUGACGAUGUCUCCAUGGAUGACGAWUAUGAAUAUGGAGGAGGSACACAAGCAUUGGGGUAUGGCAGCAAUUACAGUGAUAGAUACAAUGACGCCAAUCACAACGGACCUUUAGAUCGGAACAACGUCGUGGUUGAUACCCAGCCAUUUCCACCUGGUGAUCGACGGACAGCACCAGCUCAACACGSAACAGUAGAUGAAGAUACAGCAGAUGAAGAARCCUUAGAUGGUGAUAAGGAACUUAUUUGAUCCACUUCGUCGGUAUAAAUAUAACAUAGAGUAUAAU
This is a messenger RNA of Pseudo-nitzschia multistriata, 3409 nucleotides long. The record is from the annotation of a GenBank genome assembly. Lineage: Eukaryota; Bacillariophyta; Bacillariophyceae; Bacillariales; Bacillariaceae.